Messenger RNA from Klebsormidium nitens, 2242 nucleotides. NCBI's taxonomy places the organism in Eukaryota, Viridiplantae, Streptophyta, Klebsormidiophyceae, Klebsormidiales, Klebsormidiaceae. The record is from the annotation of a GenBank genome assembly.
CGGUUAACAAAUUUGAGGCAGUUCCCUAUUUUGUCACGGACAUCAGCACAUGCAUGGGUGCCCACUGCCUAGCGCUUGUGCAUGUCUAGCUGCAGCUGCUGCUUCAUACGGUAUAGGUACCUCAUAUUUGGAGGGUCAAUCUUUGCGCUGAAUGGGCGAUUCUCUGAGGUCUGCAGAAAUUGUGGCAGCUAAUUGAGCUGAGGUCCGGGGCUCUAUAUAUUUUGCUCUGCAAUUCUUCAAACACGCAGCAGGAGGGUCGGCAUUUCUGGCACAAUAUCGCCAGGACUUUCCCGCACAGACGCAACGCUGUAGCGUCUUCCCUCCGGGGGCUGAUUGGUUCUGCAUCUCGAGCUAGAUUCGGAUUGAGCAGCCAUCAAAUUGCCAGGGACCGCCUUUGGCGCCAGCUAGCGCAAUGGUGGUCACAAUGGCGCUCCGCACAACAGCGCUCUUCCUGAUCGCGAGCUGCCUCUCUCUUCCUGCGUCGGCGGCGGACGACUCUCAGAGUAUUGUCGAAAGGGACUACUCCUGUCCCCCCGGCUUCAUUCCCUUGCCCAAUCAGGGCGCCAACUAUAACCCCAGUUGCGCAGUCGAUCGCUGCUACGGGACUCCUGGCCCUUGCGGCGAAGGUAACCAGUGUACAUCCAAAAAGUCUACGGUCUCGGGGAUAUCUACAUUCGAGUCUGUGUGUACCUGCUCGGCGCCUUCCGUGCUCGCCCACAUUGUCUACACGGACUUCUGCUAUGUGCCAGGGACUGAUCGCUGCAACCCCAACCCGUGCAAGAACGGAGGCACUUGCGAGGCAGUCGCGGACUUCAUCAGCGGUGAAAAACGGGCCUUUGUUUGUACCUGCCCCCAGAACUUCCAGGGGGUCACUUGCGACCAGCCAAGCGAGAAUCCGGCACCCACUCGCAGGAACGGAACCUCGCCCCCAACCCUGCCUCCCACUCCCCCUCCUACCACUGGGCCGCCGAUUAUCAUCGAUGGAAAUCAAGGCCUGUGUGGCCCGGGCGAAUUGGCCGAGGCGGCUCCCUUCCCGCAGAGGUGCUGGUUCAACAACGACCCCCAGGGCCGAUACGUGUGCUGUGACGCCCAAGGCUGUGACGGAUUCAACGCCGACAACCUCACCCCCCACUGCAAGAACUUCGGAUACGUGCCUCCGAACUUCGGCAAAAGUGGAGGGCCGUCCCCGCCUCCUGAAGGUGACCAGGGCGUUUGCGGCAAGACGGGCGCCGAGCCUUUCCCCAACCGGUGCUGGUUCAACAACGAUCCUCUGGGGCGAUACGUUUGUUGCGAUAACCAGGGUUGCGACGGGUUCAACGCCGAUAACCUAACCCCGCACUGCAAGAACUUUGGUUACGUGCCCGACAACUUCGGCCGCACUUCGCCUCCCGGCCCGGGUCCCACUGGCAACGGGGGGCCGCAAGGAGUGUGCGGCUUAGGGGCGGCGUCGGCCUUUCCGAACCGCUGCUGGUACAACAACGACCCCCAGGGAAGAUACGUCUGCUGCGACAAUGACGGCUGUAAUGGCUUCUAUCAGCCGGGCAACCUUUUCCCCCGCUGCAAGACCAACGGGUUUGUGCCCCCCAGUCUCUAGAGUGUUAGGAUGUUGAGACCUCAGGUUCUUAGGGUUUUAGGGUCGAGGGGUAGGCGUCGAGGUAAACUCAGAGUUUUUGGGUUAGGGGCUACUAGUUUUAAUUCAAUGGGUUCGUGCCCUCCAGCUUCUAGAGGUUUAGCUUGGAGACCUGGUCAUAACCGGGGGCGGAUUUUGCUCGAGAGCCGCCGGUAGGAGAGCAGCCAAUGAGUCCCUUUCUGCCGACUCGUAUGCAGACUUUGUCUUCUAACCACGCCUGGUUGACGAGUAGUUAGCCGACCGGUCGAGUUAACGCAACCAGCCACAAUCAACUGUCUCUUGUCUAUCAAUCACCCGGGAGCAGCUUGUACAUAAAGAGGCCGUAGUUAGUUUAGACUGCGCGCCGCCCAGCUACUGGUCUGAUUAGCGUAGUAAUGCCGCUUUCGUUUGUAGACAAGAAGAGGCAUAGUCACGCAUUAGAGCCUAAGUGUCUGGAGUGGAACUUCGUCACGUUUAGCGCCGCGCAACUGAAUGUUCGCAUCGUGCAAAGAUGCUGGUCGUCGUUUUGAUCCGCUUGAGUUGUCAAGUGUGUGUUCUGGUAUAGCUGUGAAGUUUGGAUUUCGGUCCGUCAGCUUGAUUGAUCUUGGAAUGAUCUUAAUUGUACGUCUGGCC